Parasteatoda tepidariorum (common house spider) is the source of this 1013-nucleotide messenger RNA. Its product is annotated as sn-1-specific diacylglycerol lipase ABHD11. The record is from RefSeq and is a predicted model, not a curated record. Lineage: Eukaryota; Metazoa; Arthropoda; Arachnida; Araneae; Theridiidae.
UGUCUUUGAUAAAACAUAUCUCAAAGAUAAAAAUUACUUGUGAUCAGGAAAUUGAGUCUACUAGCAAGGAACAAAAGAAAGACACGAAGGACAAAAAAUGCCGAACUUUCAAGUGAAUAUGAGCUUUGAAGCUAUAGGACCGAAAGAAAGUAGAAAUUUGCCAGGAAUAAUAUUUUUACACGAGAUAGCAUUCUGUAAAGAAACAUGGAAAUUAUGCUUAAAGCCGAUAGCUGAUGCAACAGGACGUAUGGUGGUAGCGUAUGACACUCGUAACCAUGGAGACAGUGGAUGGAUUACUAAUCUUAGUUAUGAAUCCAUGAUGGAAGACUUGAAAAAUAUAAUGGAACAUCUACACAUGCCUAAAGCUGUUCUUGUGGGUCACGGAAUGGGUGGUAAAACGGCAAUGGAAUUUGCUUUGAAAUUUCCUGAUUUAGUAGAGAAAAUUGUUGUUGAAGAUAUGUCUCUGAAAUAUCAAAACGGAGGUGAGAACGACUUCUGCAUGAAAUAUUUUGAGUUGCUUACGGAAUCUCUUAAUCACAUUCCACCUCAUAUCAAAGAUCUCGAGAACGCCAAAGAAUUUUUGGCCUCAUACAUUCAACAAAGAAUACCAGAGGAAUAUAGAGGUGAUAAGAAAGGAGAAAUAACGAAAGCCAUGAUGCCUCUUGAAAUCGAUUCAUUGAGUGGAAAGUUUGAGUGGAAACUUCAUCUGAAACUUUUUGAGUAUUCUGUUAAGAAUGCAUUUGAAGCUGGACCAGAAUUAGGUGGUUUCAGAGUUUUUAAAUAUGAAGGAGAAUAUCAAGGCCCAGCUCUUUUCCUAUGUGGUUCUAGAUCUCCUUAUAAAGUGUUAAAGGAUAAGGAUUUUAUUGUGUCAUACUUAAAAAAUGCCACAUUCAAAGAAAUCGAAGGUGGAGGACAUUUGUUGCACAUUGAUUUUCCCGAAAAGUUUUGUGAAGAAGUCGCCCAGUUCAUAAAUACAUGAAUUCACUACUCUGUCUGAUGUCUCUUAUUGUUUA